UGUGAAUAAGUACUGAUAUAAUUGAUUAAUUUAAAAUGAAAAAGCAAUAAUAAACUCUGUUUAAAUAAUCAACCAUUAGGAGCUCUUUCUGUCUCACAAUCUCUCUCCUCUGUCUAACAAUAAUAUGCCGGAAUCGCGUGGUAUAUGCCGCUCGGUUUGUCAGCGGAAAUAGCUUAAUUAGCUUGAAUCUUCUUGCCACAUCCUUACACCAAGCACAUGAAAUGAAUGGAAACCUUUAAAUUAAGUAGCACGAUUGGCAUUAAAAUAAUGAAUAUAUGGUUUUCUUUUCCUAAAAUAAAAACUUUUGAAAAAAAAAAAAAAAGAAUUGGACUACCCCCCCUCCAGCGGCAAUUCGCACUAUAUUGCCUUUUCCGAAAAAAUUGCAACACCAAUUUUUCGUUUUUCCCAAAAAGUCCAAAUUUAGUUUUACAUCUAUUUUUUUUUUUUUUGUUUUUCCAACGCUCUUCUUUUUUUUUUCGGCCGGAUCAGUUAGCGUAUAGUACUUGUAUCAACUGGAGGUAGGGAAUAAUUCACCACAGCAAAAACAAAGAAAGAAAAUAUAUUUAUUUUCUUAGACCAUGAUGUUGGUAUCCAGACGUAUAGGCUUAUUGGAGAGAGUUGCGCUCCCCUCAAAGUUUAUUCGCACCAUUCAUUUAACUUCAUCCAGAUCAUCGUCGUAUAGUGUUCCCCACAGUACAACUGGUCCGAAAAUUGCACCUCGGAAAACUUUACUUGACAUAUCCGAACUUUACAACUCCAAAACUCCAAUUUCUGUGGUCACUGCACAUGACUACAUUACAUCAAAGUAUGCCGAAGCUGCUGGUAUCGAUAUCACCUUGGUUGGGGAUUCAUUGGCUAUGACUGCACUUGGAUAUAGCGACACUAAUGAAAUUCCAUUCGAUGAGUUCUUAUACCAUGUUAAGGCGGUUAACCGUGGGAACAAGAGUUCUUUCCUUGUAGCUGAUCUUCCAUUUGGAUCCUUUGAAAGAUCUAGUGAACAAGCUGUUUCAACAGCCAUAGAAUUAAUCAAAACUGGAAGAAUGCAUGCAGUGAAAAUUGAAUGUGGUAAAGAUCAAUUAGAAUCUGUUCGUAAAAUCGUUGAUGUUGGAAUCCCAGUCAUGGGUCAUGUAGGCUUAACUCCACAGAGACACAAUGCCUUAGGAGGAUUCAAAUUACAAGGUAAUUCUACUAAAAGAGCCCUUGAAAUUUAUCAAGAAUGUUUAGAUUUGCAAAGGAAUGGAGUAUUUAGUAUUGUCUUGGAAUGUAUCCCAAAUAGAUUGGCAGAAUUCAUUACUAACAACUUAUCAAUCCCAACAAUUGGUAUUGGAGCUGGUCCACAUUGUUCAGGACAAGUUUUAGUGGCUGCUGAUAUCCUUGGUAUGAACAAUCCUGAUGCUCAUAAGGCAAAGUUUGUAAAGCAAUAUGGUUCUCAAUAUAAUGAUAGUGUCAAAUCUUACAAUGAAUUCACACUGGAUUUACAAUCAAAGGCAUUCCCACUUGAAAAUGAACAUGGCUAUAAAAUGAAAAAGGAUGUUUUUGAACAGUUUAAAUUAGAAGCUGUAAAAUUAAAAUAAUGAUAAUGAUGUCUAAAUUAAUACAAAAGCAAAAUAAUUAUGUCCUCCCUUUUAUUUAUCCGAUGUAUAUAUGUCUAUAUAAAAAUAUGAUGCAAUGUAUGAUUAUUUGAAGCAAAUUCCUUCU
This is a messenger RNA of [Candida] anglica, 1698 nucleotides long. The record is from the annotation of a GenBank genome assembly. Lineage: Eukaryota; Fungi; Ascomycota; Pichiomycetes; Serinales; Debaryomycetaceae.